This is a messenger RNA of Theobroma cacao (cacao), 1356 nucleotides long. Its product is annotated as Glutaredoxin family protein. The record is from RefSeq and is a predicted model, not a curated record. Lineage: Eukaryota; Viridiplantae; Streptophyta; Magnoliopsida; Malvales; Malvaceae.
AUCUUCAAUGAAUUAUCCACCAUCUUGCCAUCAAAAAUAAAAAUAUCCUGUACUUUCUCCACUCUCGAAGCUCAAAAAAGUAAUUUCCUGUAUCUUGCCUUCGUCUGCAUUCUCUGUCACUUCAACAACUCUUCAAUAUCACAUUCUCAAAACAAACUUCAAUCAAGAUCGUCAGUUUGUUUUUGGGGCAAUGGGGUGCGUUUCGUCGAAUUUGCUGAACCAGGAGGACGAGUUCACUCAACUGGGUAGCUCUGCACUGGGUCACCACAUCGUGUCACUCACUUCCACCACGUACGGGCUCCUCACUCUUGAUCCGCCGCCACAGUCCACCACUACGCCGCCCACCCCACCACCUCCAUUUACCCUCGGAUCCACCUUCAAUGAGUCCAAAUCACUUUGGUCCGAACCUAGACCCGUCCCGAUCCGACCCGAGGUCAUUAACUCCUGGGAGCUCAUGUCCGGCCUCGAUGCGGACAGCUUCCGUUUCCCCACGAUUCCCAACAAGGAAAAUUCAAACCCUAAUUUUAGCAAAAACGAAAGCGUUUCAAAACCGCCGUUUUCUCGAUCUUCACUGCUGGAUAAAUUCCAGGCCGACAGCUUCGCUUUUCCAAACACCGCGCUCCCCGAAAAGGAAAACGCCAAUCCUAAUUUAAAUAGGAACGGCACCAUCUCGAAACCGCCUCUUUCGCGUUCUUCCCUGCUAGAGAAAUUCUACUCCGGGAACGAUGCAGUCUUAAAACCAUCAGCGCUCGACAAGUUCGAACAAAUAUGUCCGCCAAAUGGGGAAAACAGAGUGGUAAUCUACACGACGACAUUGAGAGGAAUCCGUAAGACAUUCGAAGACUGCAAUGCGAUUAGAUCGGCCAUUGAAAGCUAUGGGAUUGUCGUUUGCGAACGGGACAUUUCGAUGGACCGAGGGUUCAAAGAAGAGUUAAGGGAAUUAAUGAAAGGGAAAGAGAGAGAGUCGACGAACCAAACGACGCCGCCGCGAGUUUUCAUAAAGGGAAGGUACAUUGGAGGAGCAGAGGAAGUGAUGAGAAUCGUGGACGAAGGUUGGUUUGAGGAUUUACUUAAAGGACUGCCGAAGAAAAGAGCAGGGGAAGUUUGUGAUGGCUGUGGGGAUGUCAAAUUCUUGCCGUGUUUCCGGUGCAACGGAAGCUGCAAGGUAGCGGUGGUGGUGAAGGAGGAGGGAAGCAGGACGGUUGUAGUCAGGUGUACGGAGUGUAAUGAGAAUGGUCUCGUGCAUUGCCCCAUUUGUAGCUGAUUAAACAGUGGGGUUACUUUUGGUAUAUUUAAUAAUUUUCAAUAUUUAAGUGUUUGAUUUCAUGCUUAAAUGAUUUACCUUAUAUGCUGCUA